Messenger RNA from Artibeus jamaicensis (Jamaican fruit-eating bat), 231 nucleotides. RefSeq names its product translation machinery-associated protein 7-like. Bases 1 to 231 code for a protein of 76 amino acids. Lineage: Eukaryota; Metazoa; Chordata; Mammalia; Chiroptera; Phyllostomidae. The transcript has a single exon. The record is from RefSeq and is a predicted model, not a curated record.
AUGUCCCAGCUUGCCAUAGCAAGGUCUGCAGAAGGGGCUAUAGGUGCUGUGUCCCGCCGUGACUGUGGCAAAAAGAAGUGCCUGGUGCAGCCCAGGAAGCAAGUCAAGGAUGAACAAGGUAAGGCAGUUGAGCAGAAGCACAAAGAGAAGAAACACGAGGAGCUAAAAGUAAAGGCAGCAGAGAAGAGUCCCCUGGCUACAGGUAGAAUUAAGAAAUCUGGCAAAAAGUGA